CGAAAAUUCUUCGUAGUCAAAGCCCAAACCAAAAGCAGCUAUUGGAGGGUCGGAAACAGCGGCAAGUAUGGCUCUGUUGACAUUGUUGAACUCAUUGCUUCCCCCGAGUUAUCGUCAUCAUCAUUUGGGCGGACGCGACAGCAGCUGCUAUUUUUUCCCGUGGAUUCUCUCCGUUUCGUUACCUCAGCCUAACGAUGCAGAAGGAAAAUUUUGGUGCAAAGCUGGAUACAAUCCUAAUCAUUCCCCCAAUAUCUCUCCGCCGAUAGGCAAUGGAAACGCCGUGCGGGGACAAGCUUCAAAUUUAGCAGAAGAAGGCGAUGAUGAAUUAGAAUUUCAAGUGUUGACGGCCGUGAGAAGCAAUUAUAACGAUAUAGUAAUUUUGGACACUCCAAAAUCAAGAAUGCUGCUCCUCGACUCCAGUC
Molecule: messenger RNA, 422 nt
Organism: Ilex paraguariensis (yerba mate)
Lineage: Eukaryota; Viridiplantae; Streptophyta; Magnoliopsida; Aquifoliales; Aquifoliaceae
Source: the annotation of a GenBank genome assembly